AAGAGUAUACUCGGCUAGUUAAAAAGUACGUAGCUGGCGGAAGGAAGCAUUUCCUGCACUCAGAAAAAUUGUGCUCAGCGUACUUAGUGAAGAAGAUGGUUUAUGGUUUCGAGAAGAAAACGAUCUCAACGUUAAUAUUUUCUGGUGGAAAAGGUAUCGAGUGUAAGAUUGUGGAAGAGGGCUGUCUGAAAAAAAAAAAAGGUAGACAAAUGAGAGCAAAGCCAUUUGCAAUCUGAGAAUGGUUCUAUCUCGAUUUCUCAAAUCGAGAUCAAUGAUAACGGGGUUUUCUCUGAGUGCAUCGAAUAAAGUAACUAUACAUUUUCUUGAGCAGGAUAACCAGCCUAGUUUUUUUCAGAACAUUGCCACGCCCAGUCUGACCCCCACAAACCGACAGAAACUGUCACGCCUACAUUUUAAAUAUUAUUUUUUAUUUUUUUUUUCCCCUUUUUUUUAUUUGUUUUACCAAUUUUUAUAGAUAUGACAAAAGCAUUUUGUCCACUGGUAUCGACAACAAACUGCAAAAAGCUGUUAUGCCCACAAUUUUUAAUUAAUUUUUUCCCAAAUUUGUAAUGGGUAUCUGAUAGUCGAAGAACUCCAUCAAAGCGUGCUCUUUCGAUUUGGUAAACAUAUAUUGUAUACUUAUAAAAUUCUCAUAUCAACUUUUUUAAGUUUGCGAAAAUGUCACUAUUUAUUCACAGUCAUAUGGAAAGUUUAGGCAUGCAUACUCAACCCAUAUUUUAAGACACGAAAAUAUGUUAAAUAAUUGUUUAUGGCUUCCUUUAAAAAGUUCUAAAAGUAGCUGACUUUACAUUCAAGAAAAACUAGGAAUGCAGGUAUAUUGCGCUACGAGUAAAUCAGAACCUUAUGGUUAUAGUAAAUCAGAACCUUAUGGUUCCAUUCUCACUAACAAGAGAGGGAAAUGUUUGUUUGUAUUAAUAGCUGGGAUGAAUAAUGUUAAUAUAUCGUGCAAAUUUCAGCUAUUUUCAAAACAAACUUUUUAAUUCUCUUGUUUGCGUUUUGCUUACGAUUUCUUUGAAUCACAAAACAAAAACUGAUUGGGCAUAUUCGGUAUUGGUUUGUUUUCUGCGAGAAAUUUUAUUUAGAAAGCUGAAACAUCUUACAAGUUUAAACGAUAUAUUUUGUAAAUGACAAAAUAGCGCCAUCUUCGAGUAUAAUUUUUUUUCCAGUGCAGCCAUAACUAUAUUUGCCAUAAGACUGAGGCGUAUAAAUUAGAUUUAAACUGGAGUUGUCAGGCUAUUCUGGCGUUGGCCAGUUCGCGGACAGAACACCUAAAAUGGCGCAGUUUAAGUUUCUUAGACCCCUGGUGACAGUAUUGGUUAAUCGUUCUGGAAUCGGAAAAGCCAGUGUUUGGCACGCGGUGAUCGUUACGUUUAUGCACUACUUCUCCUGGGGUCUUCUCACCGUGCCCUUCAUCGAGAAACUGUCGGGAUCGUUUGGGAAUCGCGUCCUUCUCGUGGAUGGACUGGUUUACGGAGUGAGAGGAAUCCUGGGAUUUGUGACCACGCCUGUGAUGGGCGCCAUUUCCGAUUUCCGUGGCCGAAAAGUGGUGAUGCUACUGGCUGUGGCCACCACCUACGCUCCAAUUCCAUUCAUGAUGUUGAAGAGUUGGUGGUUCUUCGCCAUUCUCACUGUGAGCUCCAUCUGUGGGAGCACUUACUCCUCUUCAUUGGCCUAUGUGGCAGACACAACUAGUGUUGAGAAUCGUUCGAAAGGAUAUGGCUUUGUGGCGGCCAGUUUUGGGGCUGGAAUAGCCUUUUCGCCAUCGUUGGGGAAUUAUUUGAUGAAAUCGUAUGGGUCUGCAUCCGUUAUUUUGAUAGCCACCAUCACUGGCAUGAUGAAUAUCUUGUUUAUCAUAUUUGCGGUGCCAGAGAGCUUAGUUUUAAAAGAAAAAAAGAAAAUGGUGGAUAAAAAGACUGAUAACAAGAUGGAGGACAUAAACCCAAAGGAAAGGAAAGAGAUCCUAAAUAGAGAGGAAAAGUUGAAUAACCUUGUUUUAGCGAACAAAUCCAACCACGGCACAUCACAAAAUCUAGUCACAAAUAAAGAGCGGAGCCAAAAGUUCAACAAAGAAGACGAAAACCUACAAAAUGAUUUAACUGAAAAGGAGAAAAAUGAUAAUGGAUCCCCAAACACUUCCGAUCUUUGGAAAGUGCUGCGUAAAAGUCGUAAGGAUAAGAACCUACUCGUGAUAUACCUCAUAACAUUCCUGUCGAUUUGGCCCUUUGCAGGAGUGGAUUCUACUGCACCCGUAUAUCUCAAGACUAAUAUGGGAUUUGAGUACGAGGAGGUGUCCAUGAUGUUGGGAUUACUGUCUGUACUGGCGAUAACAUCGAAUCUCCUCUUCGGUUAUAUUAUGAACAUAGUAGGGGUGAAGUGGUCGAUCCGUCUGGGACUUUUUCUAUUGUUCCUGCAAAUGCUUUUCUUCGGCUUUGGAACCCAUCAUUGGAUGUACUGGUUAAGCAGUAUCUUGGCCGCACUGGCAACAAUUAUACCCGCUGCCAAUAAUGCGGUGGCUUCCAUCUACGCCAGUCCCGAGAAUCGGGGUGCUGUCCUGGGCAUUAUCUCUGGCAUCGAGUGCUUGAGCGAGGGUUUGGGACCUGCCUUUUUCGGAGUACUCUUCUUCAUUUUCCAGGAUGAUGCGGAUACUGAUCUUAAAGUCAAUUCUCCAAUUCCAAUGCCCUUCGUCAUAAGUGCCAUUAGUGUAUUUGUGGCCAUCGUCUUGACAGGUUUUAUUAAAAAGGAGACUGUCGAAAAGGAACCAUUGAUCUAUAAGAUCAUAGACGACGCUACCGAGGAUGAGCUAGAACCGCUUGCGAAAACCACAUUUAAAUAUGAAAAGAAUAAUGGCUAUGUAAAACUAGAGAUAGAUGACAACUAUGAUAUGGAACGUAAAGAACGUAGCUUUAAAUAAUUGUUAUUUAAUUAAACGUUAUAUAAGUUUUUCAUAAAA
Messenger RNA from Drosophila sechellia, 2971 nucleotides. RefSeq names its product hippocampus abundant transcript 1 protein. NCBI's taxonomy places the organism in Eukaryota, Metazoa, Arthropoda, Insecta, Diptera, Drosophilidae. Bases 1295 to 2932 code for a protein of 545 amino acids. Gene Ontology annotation, molecular function: transmembrane transporter activity. The record is from RefSeq and is a predicted model, not a curated record. Gene Ontology annotation, biological process: transmembrane transport. The transcript has a single exon.